AUGCAGGUCGUCUGCAGCUUUGCACGAUGUUUCAGUUUCUACAGUGAUUUUGCUAUUUUCUUUCAAGCACUUUCAGAAGCUCGAGGCGCAGCAGUAGUAGUGUUUCAACUUAUUGACGAGGGAAAUGAAGCCAGCUUCAAUGAAACAGAUAUAUGGAAAGAGGAUGCAGAAUCGAUCUAUAAUAUCUAUGGUGAUAUUGAAUUGGACAAUGUCAACUUUACUUAUCCAUGUCGAAGAGAAGUAUCAGUUCUGCAUAAUCUCUCUCUUAUUGCUCGUGCUGGUCAGACAACUGCUCUUGUAGGUUCAAGUGGCUGUGGAAAAAGUACAUGUAUAUCACUGUUGCUUCGUUAUUAUGAACCUUCCUUGGGUCAAAUAACGAUCGAUGGUCGGUCAAUAACAGAUUACAAUGUCAAACAACUGCGGAAAAACAUUGGAGUUGUUAGUCAAGAACCUAUUCUGUUUAGUAUGAGUAUUUAUGAAAAUAUUCGUUUUGGUAAAGUAAAUGCAACACAAGCAGAAAUUGAAAAUGCAGCACGAGAAGCAAAUGCACAUAAUUUCAUCAUGCAAUUACCAUAUAAAUAUGAAACACUUGUUGGUGAACGUGGUAUACAGUUGAGUGGUGGUGAAAAACAACGUAUUGCAUUGGCUCGUGCUCUUGUCAAGCAACCAAUUGUCCUUUUACUGGAUGAAGCAACAAGUCGUACAACUAUUGUUAUUGCUCAUCGUUUGACUACAAUUCAUAAGGCUCAUCAAAUAUAUGUAUUAGAUAAUGGAACUGUGAUUGAGCAUGGUACACAUGAAAGAUUAAUGGCAAAAGAAGGAGGAAAAUAUCAAGCAAUGAUCAAACGUCAACAAACGGAAAAAAUUGAUGAUGACAACGAUGAUCUGAUGAACAUACAAAAAGCAACAGAAGAAGAUGAAAAGUCGAUAUUGGAACGCUCUCGUUUACUUGGCAAUAGUGAAAUUGUUAAAAUGAACGAAUAUACAGCUUUUGCCAUAUCAGGAUCGAAAUUGACGCAACGUAUUCGUUCGAAAGCCUUCUCAUGCCUACUUCGCCAAGAAGUUGCGUAUUUUGAUCGACCUGAAAAUAGUUCUGGUGCGAUUUGUGUUCGUCUUUCUUCUGAUGCAUCAGCCAUCCAAGAUAUGACUGGUCAACGUGUGGCUCUUGUUGGUACAUCUGGAUGUGGAAAAUCGACAAUUAUUCAACUUUUAGAACGAUUCUAUGAUGUUACAAGUGGCCAACUACUUCUUGAUGGUAUUGAUAUUCGACAACUAAACCUACAUUGGGUUCGUUCUCAGAUUGGCCUUGUGAGUCAAGAACCAAUCUUGUUCGAUUUAACAAUAGCUGAAAAUAUAACAUAUGGCUUAGAAAAUAUUCCAAUGGAAGACAUUGUUAAUGCAGCUUGUAGAGCUAACAUUCAUCAGUUUAUUGAACAACUGCCUCAGGGUUACGAAACAAGAGUAGGGUUGAAAGGCAGUUUCCUGUCGGGUGGUGAGAAACAACGUAUUGCUAUUGCUCGAGUUCUUGUUCGUCGACCUAAAGUAUUGCUCUUAGAUGAAGCUACGAGUGCUAUGGAUUCACACAAUGAACAAAUUGUUCAAGAAGCUCUUGUAAAAGCUCAAAUGGAAGACCCUAAUCGAACAUUACUCAUUGUUGCUCAUCGUCUUUCAACAAUUCGUUCAUGUGAUAUGAUUUAUGUGCUGGCUAGUCGACAUAUAGUAGAAAAUGGUACUCAUACACAACUGAUACAACGACGUGGAGCUUAUUAUAAAAUGCUUGCUCAAAACAAUUUACAAUGA
Molecule: messenger RNA, 1800 nt
Organism: Rotaria sp. Silwood1
Lineage: Eukaryota; Metazoa; Rotifera; Eurotatoria; Philodinida; Philodinidae
Source: the annotation of a GenBank genome assembly